Molecule: messenger RNA, 1612 nt
Organism: Scomber japonicus (chub mackerel)
Lineage: Eukaryota; Metazoa; Chordata; Actinopteri; Scombriformes; Scombridae
Gene: tmem60
Product: transmembrane protein 60
Exons: 2
Coding region: 220-624 (134 amino acids)
Source: RefSeq, a predicted model, not a curated record
CAGAAGCUCAACACUGAACUGCUCCACAUGAACGACCUGCUUGUGCUCUAAAAACUGGAUAGGUCGUUUGAAAGUGGCGACAUUAGUCUUUGUGCUGGUCGUUCAACCCUUGAGAAGACAGAUGGUCUAGCUGGUCUGUCACCUUGGCUGUGGUCCUCAGGCUCUUCCACAGUCUCCCUGGGGUGUUGAUGACACUGGCUCGGUGCCAGUCCUCUGUAGAUGAAGAUGUCCCUGGCCCAGCGAGUGCUCCUUUCCUGGAUCUUCGCCCUGAUCUUCCUCAUCAUGCUGGUCCUCAAGCUAGACUCCAAGAUCCACUGGAACUGGUUCCUCAUCUUCCUCCCUGUCUGGACUUUUGACACCAUCCUCAUCCUCAUGCUGGUGGUGAAGAUGGCGGGUCGCUGCAAGCCGGACUUUGACCCCAGGGAUGGUGAGCAGAGUCUGAAGCGGAGGUUGUGGUACUUGACAGCCUUGUUGCUGAAGCUGGCCUUCUGUCUGACUCUAUGCUCACGCCUAGAGAGGCUCACCGAAAUGUGGGUCAGCUUGGUGUGUGUCCCUCUGUGGGUGCUGCUGGGUGGGGCACUGGUGGAGCUGGGACACAGUGUUUUCCACUACAGGAGGGACUGAACCAGAACACUGUGCAGUACACGGGUUGAAAUGUACGGAAGGGGACUUCAAGGUUUUGAUACUUAAGUUUCUCUCACUACAGAUGCACCAAUCUGAGUCACUGGAUUGGUAUCAGGGCUGAUAUUGACCUUACUGAGCGCACUGAGUAUCGUCCACACCUGACGAUCCACACUAGUUUGUUUGUCAGUGUUAUUAUAACAUUAAUCACUGUAACUGCUCUAAGUUAAAUAUAUCACAGCAGGUUGAGGUCCAAAUAAGGUGUACACAAUGUGAUGUACAGGUUUCAAAUUUCCGGAAACAGGUAGCACCAGUUUCGGACUGGGAAUCUGUAUCACAAGAGUAAAAACUUGGAUCAAUGCAUCUUUCUCUCCUGCCACAGAAGAGCUAAAUUGUGUUAUUCUGUUGCAUUUUGGUUUGAAGGAGGGUUUUUUUGGCAUCUUCAGAAUAAUCACAGCUUUUACACUGUUUUGGCGUUCACAGCAUUGCCUUCUGGCUUGACUUUAGGCAGCAGGAGAAGAAAACCAGGCAAAUUUAGAAUCAGAUCACUUAAACUGCUAGCAAACUGAGGUAUUGAUCAGCUAUUGUGAUCUAAAAUGUGCAUCAGUUCCUGGCUACACUAAAUGUUGAUAUACAAGUCACCUCUUCACUGUUAUGCACUAGCAUGUGUUGCCAGCCGUUGAGCCAUUCACUGUCUGUCUCUGAUAUCACUGUUGACCUGUUAGAAACUACACCACAUCCAUAAAGAUGGCAUUAUUACUAUUUGCUCAGGAUCUCGCUCUGCAGGUUACACAAUUUGGAUGUAAAUUUUGUAAUUGCUCUCAUUAUAUCAAAUAAAAAACAUCUUUGCAUUGUGCAAAGAUCUAUUUUACUGUCAAUUUUUUAGUUUACAUCUUUUAGGAGAAGUAGUUUCCUGUGAAUACAAUAUAAACAUCUGUAAGCUGAAAAGCAACGUUGUUCUCUAAAUCAACAGGGUUUGUCCUGACUCACC